AUGAAAUGCUUCGAUAAUCUUUGGCAAAAGCUCACUCAUACAAAAGCUCUAGAGUUGUCCAGUGGACGAUUUGAAACGUUUUACUUUGAGUCCGUCUAUCGUGUCACGUAUUUAGCAGGUUUAUCAUUCUUUCAUGAAAAACCAUUAUACUCCAUAUACAGUACAACAGUUAAACUAUUUUUGUUUCUGUUAUGCGUGAGUGAAUUAUGGCAUUUCCUGACAUCGCAAUGGACUAUAGACACUAUUAUUGAUAGUGUCAACAUCACUAUUAUUCAACUAAGUGCAUUUUAUAAGUAUACUAAAAAGUUGGCUAACGAGAGUGUGUUUAGACGGCUAGCGUCGACCAUGAAUUCUCCAAACUUCGAUUUAUCAACUGAUGAAAGAAAGAAAAUAUUCGAAAUGUGGCAAAGAAGAAAUGAGGGUCACGUCAAACUUAUUUUAGGUCUUGGUACAUGUACUAUUAUUGCCUGGUACAUCUACCCUCUUGUUGACGACUUGAAAUACAACCUGAGCGCAUCCAUCCGUCUGCCCUUCGUCUAUCAAACCCCAAUCCUCUAUCCGAUAACCUACAUCGUAGUUAUAAUUGUUUUCUCCUACAUUUCCUAUUUUGUGAUGAUCAAUGAUCUUAUAAUACAAGCGCACUUGAUGUUUUUGCUAUGUCAAUACUCGGUAUUAAGUGAUUGCUUCAGACAUAUCCUGAGGGAUUGCAAACAGGAUUUUAAAGGUAUGGAUGACUCCCAGCUGUAUUCAAACUUAAAAUUUAGACAAAAGUACAAAAACCGUUUGGGAAGUUUGACACAACAGCAUAAGUUUAUUCUCAACAACACAUCAGACCUGCGAGAUAUAUUGAGUGCGCCAAUGUUAGCUCAACUGGCUGUCAGCACUACUCUUAUUUGUUCAAUCGGUUAUCAGCUCGUGGCUACGUCGAUGAAUGUAAACAUAACGAAGUGGCUGAUGAGUUUGCUGUAUCUGGGAUAUAAUAUGUUUGGUCUGUACAUACUCUGUCGCUGGUGUGAGGAAGUCAAAAUUCAGAGUAUCGCUGUUGGGGAGGCUGUAUACUUCUCUGGGUGGGAGCGUGGUAUAACGCAGGUGCCAGGCGUUCGUUCUAGUAUCCUUUUAAUCCUGGCCCGCUGUAACAAGCCUCUGGUGUUAUCGGCUGGUGGCAUGUAUGACCUAUCACUUGAGGCGUAUGCUACUAUGAUCAAGACAUCAUACAGCGCACUUACUGUGUUACUAAGAUUCCGGCAAUCUUAA
Molecule: messenger RNA, 1254 nt
Organism: Pieris brassicae (large cabbage white)
Lineage: Eukaryota; Metazoa; Arthropoda; Insecta; Lepidoptera; Pieridae
Product: odorant receptor 13a-like
Exons: 9
Coding region: 1-1254 (417 amino acids)
Biological process (GO): detection of chemical stimulus involved in sensory perception of smell; sensory perception of smell
Cellular component (GO): plasma membrane
Molecular function (GO): olfactory receptor activity; odorant binding
Source: RefSeq, a predicted model, not a curated record